Molecule: messenger RNA, 2407 nt
Organism: Leptonychotes weddellii (Weddell seal)
Lineage: Eukaryota; Metazoa; Chordata; Mammalia; Carnivora; Phocidae
Gene: TNFRSF9
Product: TNF receptor superfamily member 9
Biological process (GO): apoptotic process; negative regulation of cell population proliferation
Cellular component (GO): external side of plasma membrane
Molecular function (GO): signaling receptor activity; protein binding
Source: RefSeq, a predicted model, not a curated record
GCGUAGGCGAGGCAGGAAGUCGACCCUUCCCACCUCCGCAUCCCAGAUUGGUUCCGGUGGCGGACGCCUAAGGGCGCGCAGGCUCUGGCGCCCGGGAGCGCAGCUACGUGCAGGCUGCUGAUCGCCCAGCGGUGGCUUUCUGGAGAAGCUGCAGAGCCCUGCGUCGGAACAGGGCCGUGCCGUGGGCCCCGUCCGUUCUCAUUUCUCCCUGGCCCUUUGUGGACGACACCGUCCUGCUCUGCUGUUACUGCGAUCUUCUCGGAUCAGGAUCUGGUUAGGGUUUCGAUGUAGGAGUAUCAAAAGCGUUAAAAACACCUUUCAUUUGUGAAAUGGGAAUAGUAAUGCCUGCCCAUAGUUUGGUGAGGACCUAGUGAGAGCCUACGUAAAACAAGAGCUCAGAGGAACUGAAAUGUGGGGUCCCACCUGGCUCUAUCCUGUGGUGGUCCUUUAUUCUAAAUCUGCUGCAAUGUUUCCAGAUUCCAGGGAUCUUGGGAACACGGUGAUCCACGAGCCACAGCGACAUUUCUCUCAGUGGUCGAAGUGAUCAGUAUUCCACCCAGCAGCACACGUUGGAAUCUAGCAGAACUUUCUGAGUCCUUGCUUCUGCCCCUUGGUUGUAUCCUGUGUCCCUUUCUUUUCUCAAGCCAACUUACUGCACGUGAUGUUAAGCUGGGGCUGCACCCACGGUGAAAACAGAGUAUUCUGGCAACCUUUGGCAUAACUGCAUAGUGCUGUGGAUCUGCUGGCUUGGGCAGUGCACACCUACGCAGGGGGUUACAAUCAAAAGAAGCGAGGGAGAGGCAGAACCUCACUGCUCUGAAGAUCAAGGAGUGGAAAGUUCUUCACCAGCCCUGAGAAUCUCAAGGUUUGUCUGUCUGGAACAGUCGGGGGAACGGAGUUGGGGUAAGAGUGGUAUUUGUGAAACCAGCUACUUUGAUUAAAACCCUUUGGAAUCUGCUUUGUUUAUAUCCUAUCGAUGCAAGAUUUCACCAUGGGCAGUGGUUAUUACAACAUAGUGGCUGCCGUGUUGUUGGUCAUGAAUUUUGAGAGGACAAGAUCAAUGCAGGAUUCCUGUAGUAAAUGCCCAGCUGGUACUUUCUGUGGGAAAAACAAGGGUCAGAUCUGCCUUCCUUGUCCUCCAAACAGUUUCUCCAGCACCAGUGGACAAACGGCCUGUGACAUAUGCAGGCAGUGUGAAGGUGUUUUCAGGACCAAGAAGGUGUGUUCCCCCAUCAGCAAUGCAGAGUGUGAGUGCAUCUCAGGAUUCCACUGCUUGGGGGCAGGAUGCAUCAUGUGUGAACCGGAUUGUAAACAAGGUCAAGAAUUAACCAAAGAGGGUUGUAAAGACUGUCGCUUUGGGACAUUUAAUGAUCAGAAACAUGGCUCCUGUCAACCCUGGACAAACUGUUCUUUGGGUGGCAAGUCUGUACUUGUGAAUGGGACAAAGGAAAGUGACGCAGUAUGUGGACCAGCUUCGGCUGACUUCUCUCCAGGUCACACCCCCCAGAUCAUCAUCUUUCUUGCACUGACUUCGGCUGCCGUGCUGUUCCUGGUGUUCUUUCUCGUGCUCUGUUUCUCUGUUCUUAAACAUGGCAGAAAGAAACUCCUGUAUUUAUUCAAACAACCAUUUAUGAGACCAGUACAAACUGCUCAAGAGGAAGAUGCCUGUAGUUGCCGAUUUCCAGAAGAAGAAGAGGGAGAAUGUGAGCUGUAAAGCAGAAACCCAAAAUUCCACUGGGACUGUCUUGAGAAGAAUCACAGGAGAAACAUGAAUGAUCCCACCAUCAUAUCUUUUUAAAUUGAAGACACUGGUCCUAGAUAAGACUCAGGAUUACCCCCAAGUUUUCUCAAAAUACUGACAGGUUGGCCUUUAAAAAAUGUACCCCUUUUAGCGCAUGUAUGGGACAGAGCUUGUGGGAAAGGGGCAUUUUCUAGAUAAUGCUUAAUAGGCUUCAGCUAGUUUGUUUUUGAAAUCCAAAGAGAAUUAUACUUAAAAUUACAUCACGUAGGCUAAUGGCCCAGCUAAAAUGAUAGUUAAAAAUCAAUUCCAUUUUGUGUGUGUGUGUGCUAAUAUAACAUAUGACAAAAAGCCAUAAGAUGCAGGAAAUACCCCCAACCAAAUUUUCCAUUGGUUCAGAUAUUCAAGACAAUGAGUUCUACUGAUAUGAGGGGGGAAAUUAUGACAGUGCCCAGAUUUGAGGUCAAGGGAAAAAGAUCUCAGACCUUGAGGGAGAGUUUUGGAAAGAGUUCCAAUGUCUUUGCAAAUUUUGUGGUCCCCUCCAUCUUCGUAUCUUCUGCUUCGUGCUGCUCCUCUCUGAACCAGGGCUUACAUUUUGGUUCUUUGUUGUUGUUUAAAAUUUUUUAUUUAUUAUUGAAGUAUAAUUGACAAACAAUGUUAUAUUAGUUU